Lathyrus oleraceus (garden pea) is the source of this 654-nucleotide messenger RNA. RefSeq lists its product as uncharacterized. NCBI's taxonomy places the organism in Eukaryota, Viridiplantae, Streptophyta, Magnoliopsida, Fabales, Fabaceae. The transcript has a single exon. Bases 1 to 654 code for a protein of 217 amino acids. The record is from RefSeq and is a predicted model, not a curated record.
AUGGAUUGUGUUGAAAGAUUGGGUCUUUCUUUGUCUUCCUUGGGUAGAGAUAUGAUUGUUGAGGUUCCCGCUAAGGGAACGGUAUCUACGUCUCUUGUGUGUAAGAGUUGCCCCUUGUCAAUAUUUGGUAAAGAUUUUGUAGUUGAUCUUGUUUGUUUGCCGCUUGUCGGGUUGGAUGUAGUAUUGGGUAUGGACUGGUUGAAAUCCAACUAUGUUCAUAUUAAUUGCUACAACAACACUGUGAGGUUUUCUUCUGCCGAAGAAGAGGGAAGAACAGAAUUGUUAUCCAAGAAACAAUUGAAGGAGUUCAUAGAAGAAGACGCGUUGGUGUUCUUGUUGAUGGCAAGCUUGUCCGUGGAGAGUCAUGCUGUAAUUGCGGACUUGCCGGUGGUGUGCAAUUUCCCUGAAGUUUUUCCCGAUGAGAUUCCUAGUGCACCGCCAGAAAGAGAAGUUGAAUUCACUAUUGACCUUGUACCUGGUACUAGACCCAUCUCUAUGGCGCCAUAUAGGAUGUCAGCAUCAGAGUUGGAUGAACUGAAGAGUCAGCUAGAGGAUUUGCUUGAAAGGAAGUUUGUGAGACCUAGUGUAUCACCUUGGGGAGCUCCAGUUUUGCUGGUGAAAAAAAAAGGACGGAAGCAUGCGACUUUGUAUUGA